CCGCAAUCCAAAACCUUACUGUCGACAUCAGAGAAGCUUUCCUUCGGAGACUACUCUCAUACGCUACUACAUAUAUUAGCACUCGCCGUCUUUUAUCACUCUCAUUCACUUACCUACCUACCUAUUAAGCAAACAACAUAUUCAAAACUCCCAAUAUCCACAACAAUCCAACACAAUUUAAAGCAAUUUACAAUGGCUAUAUUUGUUUCCACGACUAGACAUCGGUCUAGAAGGCCAGUUGAACGGCUAGUUGAACGGCAACCCCCGGAAUGGGACAGUUCCCAAUUUUUGCCAUUCGUAUUCUACCUAUUCAUAGGGCUCCUAUGUUGGUACGCCCUUGUCAACAUUGCUAAGGAAUCAUUUGCGGGUGAGCUACACAAAGAAAAUAACGCGACGGCUCUCUUAUACCAACGCACGUAAGUUUUCAUCUCUCCUGCAAGCAAACACAUCACGAAACGACUAACAACCUACCUACCUAGAACCCCAACUGAAUCCGCACACGCACCGGCGAUCCCAACGCCAAGCGGGAUGCCCCUCUUCGACCUCCCGCGCGGCCACGUCGGGGACCUCGAAUACGGCGUCCCGAUCUUCACGUGCCGGAACCCGGGACAGAUCGCGCUGACAUUCGAAGACGGGCCGUCGCAAUACACGCAGGAUAUCUUAGACCUGCUGGACCACUACGAUUUCAAGGGCACGUUCUUCAUGACAGGCACGAACACAAGCGUGGCGCCCGCGGCGCGACACACGCAUAUCGACGACGAGGAGACCGGGUGGCCGGCGCUGCUGAGCCGGAUCCACGAGACGGGCCACCAGUUCGCUUCGCACACGUACACGCGCGCACGGCUAGACGGGAUCAGUUCGCAGGGCGUCGCGGAGGAGAUGGUGUAUAACGAGAUGGCGUUCCGGAACGCGAUCGGGUUGAUCCCCGCGUACAUGCGACCGCCGUUCGAUGUGUGGCGCGAUCCAGCUGUGCGCGAGCAAUUGGAUGGGCUGGGGUAUCAUAUUAUUCUGCAUGAUAUCGAUACGCGGGAUUACGAGAACGAUGGGGAGAAUACGAUCCAGAAGUCGGUUGAGAUCUUUAAUAAUGCGAUUAGGUUCGAUGGUAACGGGUCGUAUAUCGUGAGGAUGCAGGACACGAGGCAGUGGACUGCGAUGAAGCUGCUUCCGGCUGUGCUGGAGUCGAUGGAGGUGAGGGGGUAUAAGGGGGUUACGGUGGGGCAGUGUCUUGAUGAUGCUUUCUUUUAUUGGUAUAGACAGCCCGAAGCGUGAUGGGAUGGAGUCUCGCAUAGUAGCGAUUGGGUUAUCUACCUACCUAGGUAUGGUUAGGGGUUAGAGCGUGUAUUGGGGUACAAUUUAACUUCAAUUUCCCCUUCCGGAGAGGAAUGUUUGCUCGUAUGUGACAGUGUGGCAUGGGGUCAAGUUUGCCCACCCGAAGACGAUGCUCGUUCCCGUCGUUCAGUGUUCAGUGUACUUGUGAAUAUCCACGACGAUGAUGUUUUAAGUUGGAAUUGGUAUUAACCACCAUUUGAACUAUAAAUCAAGAUAGUCAAACUAAAUAUCGCUCGAUCAUCGGCCGAACGACGUUUAGUUAGCGCCUUCCUUCAGCCGCAAAAUUCGGU
Molecule: messenger RNA, 1619 nt
Organism: Annulohypoxylon maeteangense
Lineage: Eukaryota; Fungi; Ascomycota; Sordariomycetes; Xylariales; Hypoxylaceae
Product: carbohydrate esterase family 4 protein
Exons: 1
Coding region: 529-1269 (246 amino acids)
Biological process (GO): carbohydrate metabolic process
Molecular function (GO): hydrolase activity, acting on carbon-nitrogen (but not peptide) bonds
Source: RefSeq, a predicted model, not a curated record